Molecule: messenger RNA, 14496 nt
Organism: Coregonus sp. 'balchen'
Lineage: Eukaryota; Metazoa; Chordata; Actinopteri; Salmoniformes; Salmonidae
Source: the annotation of a GenBank genome assembly
AGGUAUCACUUCCGAGUGAAAAGGUCGUUCAAUUCAUUAAAGAUGGCUGCCUCCACACAGAUGGCUACCUCUGAGCUGUACUGCUGGGAAGGCGAUUGGGGUUUACCUUCUGUCGACACAGAGUGUUUAAUUGUAUUGGUAAGAUAUCAAUUAUGAUUUAAUUCCAGCAAUAACAACAUUUCAAGAUAGCACAGCUUGGCUGCCUUCAUAUUCAGUUGCAAGCUAAUGUCAAUGCUGAUGGCGUUGGCUUGGACAUCACAUCCCUCACUGACAUGGCUAUCUAUUAGUUGUCUAACGUUAGCUAUUUGCAAUGAACAUUUCACCGUAACUACCGGUAGUGUAUUUACAUGAUAGUUAACGUUACAUGGGCUGGUACCAUGUAAUUACAGUGCAAGGUGAACAUUGUUACAUUAGUAUCUACAGCUAGCUAGCUGGCUAACUUAUACCCCUUUCAGACACUUUUUGAAAGGUUAUCAAUUGUCUCUAUCGACCCGUAACUGUAGUGGCGUCCUAUGUAAGAAAAUGGCAUUAGCUAACUUAGCUAGCUAACGGAAGCUAACUAGUAACAACAGCAGCAUGCACUGGCAAUUUGCAAAUAAAUCUCACAAGAAUGUAGAUAAUUUAAUGUACCUAGCUAGCUAAAUCAAUGCACACUGCAAACAAGCAGGUCUAGGUUAACAGCUGUAACUACAGUAAACUUUCACUCUACCUGCCUGUGUGCGUCUCAGUGAAGGCUCCUCAGAGGAGGAAGAGGAAGACCAUCCUACUCAGUGAAUUUCAAAAAAAUACAAUUAGUGAAACAUUAAAAAAGUUAAAUUUUUUAUAUAAAACUAUACUAAAUAUAUUCAUAUGUCACCAAAUAACUGAUUAAAACAGUGUUUUGCAAUGAAGUUCUACAGUAGCUUUAACAGCACACUCUAGGAUAGCACCAUGGUGUAUCAGGAGGACAGCUAUUUUCCAUCCUCCUCUGGGUACAUUGACUUCAAUACAAAACCUAGGAGGCUCAUGGUUCUCACCCCCUUUCAUAGACUUACACAGUAAUUAUGAUGACUUCCGGAGGACGUUCUCCAACCUAUCAGACCUCUUGCAGCAUGAACUGACAUGUUGUCCAUCCAAUCAAAGGAUCAGAGAAUUCAUCUAGUACUGAAAGCAUGAGCUACAGCUAGCUAGCACUGCAGUGUAUAAAGUUUGGUGAGUAGUUGACUCAGAAAGACAAUAGUUGAACCGUUUUGAACAAAUGAAUUUCUUCAAAAAUGAAGGAGAAGCAGCAGAGUUGGCGAGAAAGAGGGAGCUAGCUAUAUUUCAUUUUAGUUAGUUUACCUUUCACUUACUUAGCUAGCUAGCUAAUGCAGCUAAUUUAGCCUACUCAACAACCUGACUCAAACAGAGAGGAAUGCUAUUUUUAUGUUAGCUAGCUAGCUAAGGCUAUCCAACACUCCAACUCUUCCAAGUCAAGGUAAGCUUUCGGUUUUAUUAAUUUAGUGCCACCGGGGCCCGCCGGUGUAACUGCUAAACUGCUUGCUGUUCAUUGUACUGUGUGAUUGUACACAUGGAUUGGAUUGUGGGUUUACUAACACAUUAGUUCUAGUAGCAAUGUUGACUAUGACGUUAACUAAUAUGUUGACAACGAUGUAGGCUGUGUAGGGGUUAGCGUUAGCGAUUAUGGUAUGACAGUUUGGCUUGGAGAGUUUUUUUUUGCCUGGUCACAGACAGCUAUGGUGUUGUGCACUUGAGUCCACAAGUGAAGGGAAAAGGAGAGCGGAGGAGACCACGUAGAUGCGAGAAGGAAUUAUUCAACGAGCAAAGUGAUGAUGCUGUAUGGGGCUGCUAUGAAAGUGAACUGUGUUUGCGGGUGAUCAGGGGUGUAUUCAUUCUGCCGAUUUCUGUUGCAAAAUGUUUCUUAAACGGAAGCAAACAGAACGAAACGGGGAUGGACCUACCUGAAUUUAUCCAAUAGAAACUGUUUGGACUAAUGAUUACACCCCAGAUCAGCUAGAUACAGGCAAGAGUGUGCCAGACAGUAUUGAAUGUGUCACUGUCUCUCACCUUGAGUACUCCAAUUUGUCUCUCGGCCUGUGCACCUACGUUAUAAACUCUCAUUUGUAGUCUAGGUUGUAGCGGCGGCAGGUAGCUUAGUGGUUAAGAGCGUUGUGCCAGUAACCGAAAGGUCGCUGGUUCUAAUCCCCGAGCCGACUAGGUGAAAAAAUCUGUCGGUGCCCUUGAGCAAGGCACUUAACCCUAAUUGCGCCUGUGAGUCGCUCUGGAUAAGAGCGUCUGCUAAAUGACUAAAAUGUAAAAUGUAGCAACGAUGGGUAUAGGGCACAUUUUUGUAUCAUGUAGUAGCCUAAACCUAUCGAUGUUACAUUGAGCUGGGUGAAUGGAGUAGGAAUGAGACAUCCAAUACACUGUAAUAGAAAUGGCCAUGCUCAUAAAAAUACAAAAAGUCCUCCCUAAUCCUAAACUGCACCGACCACCACUGGUGUGAGUGUGUGUGUUUUUGGUUUUACUAUCCUUGUGGGGACCAGAAGUCCUCACAAGGAUAGUAAAACAAGGAAAAUUCGGACAAGUGGGGACAUUUCGCCGGUCACCACAAGGAAAAAGGCUAUUUUAGUCUUAGGGGCUAGGUUUAGGGUUAGUGUUACAAUUAGGGUUUGGGGUUAGGAUUAGGUUAAGGGUUAGGGAAAAUAGGAUUUUGAAUGGGAAUCAAUUGUUUGGUCCCCACAAGGAUAGUAGAACAAAUGUGUGUGUGUUGCCAUACAAUAUUCUGCAACACAGCUAUAAUAGGCCUAGAUUCAGAAACAAUGGCAUUAAAGCAGCUAGCUGCAUGUUGUGACACCCAAAGAAUCCUAAUAAUUAUUAGCAUCUAGACUGGAGAGUUUAUGACCUGUCAUCUUGUAGGCUAUCCCUAACUACUGGUGCCAAAUGUUUGAACGUAUGUUUACCUGUCAAUCGCUGCACUGCAUCAGAGGCAACUGUAAAUGGCUUUAGCUCCCCCCUCAGUUUCUUUCAGGAAAUUCCUGGUAUGUCCAUCAUGGUACAGUUCUCAUGGUACCCAUGUAUACAUACCCCAAAGAUUGUGUUGUACGUAUCUGACUGGAAGCAGUGUUUUUGAUUUAGCAUACCUCUAAUGUUCCAUUUGGUUGUCUCUGAAUACAUGGCCACCCAAAACGUCUAAUGUAUUACUGUAAACCACAAUAUUUCCAUUGUGCAUGUUCAGUUAAAUGACUGAUUUGUUCACAAGCCACAUAUGACAGCUUAUAUUACCUUGCAGCCUUGAGUAAUCCAGACUUGAGUAUCAUAAGCUACCUUUUCCUCCCUGGAAAAUUUUCAGACAUGAAACCAUUUUUAAACAUGUAUAUCUUGGACCCACACCUUACUGGAGGGAACAAGAUGUAAAAUGUGGGUCUGGAAAGUGACUUUCCUCCCCUGCUACUUUUUUGGUGGUUGGAAAAUGCACAUCUUGCUUGCUUUUAAUUUGUGUCUCAGUGUGGUCUCUAAAACCACAAAUUGACUACUGAACUGGAGGCAUGUUACUGACACAUCAUACUCUUGGACAAAAUCUUGUCUGGAAAUGAGCAAUUUCAUUCAGAGUUUUCCAGGAUGCCCCCCUGGGUUUUCACUGCAAUCGGGUAGAUUUAUGUGUGUGAUGAUGUCACAUUCACAGACCUCAUUCUUUCCAUUCAGUGAACUGGCACCAUGUCACUGCAUUUAGGCUAGACGUCUGUACAUUCCACCUAUUAGGUCAUUGCAGAAGUGAAUUAGAGAACCCUCCAGAAUUUUCUUAAAAAAUAUAUAUUUUGAUUUAUUAAAAAAUAUAAGCAUUAGCAUAUCUACUUAAUGGUUACUGCUGGAUUAGCCUAUGUUUAAAGCAUACGUUAUUGCCAAUGUCUAGUCUAAUUAUCAUAGUAAGCCUAGUUAAUUAGAACAUCAUGUAAGAGAUUGAUGUUUAGUCAGUAACAGACUGAAGCUGAGACUCAGACUUUUCACUUUAAAAUGAAUGUCAAACAAAAACCAAUGAUUUCAAAGUUAAACAAACCAUACAACUCUAUGCACAAGGACUACUUUUAACAAUUUACAUAGACAAUUUUACAAAAACACAUUUACUUGAAGAACAGUGCCGAUGCAAAGUUUGGUAUACAUUUUAAAGUGAAUAAUCAGCAUCAAUCUUUUACUGUGGAAUUGCCCGUAGCCUAACCCUAGUCUAGUCUAGUGAUACCCUAGUGAUGCUAAGAUACCCUUCCACUGGUAGUCUGUUAUUUAUUUAAAAAAUCAGUAGUAGCCUACCAUUUGGCAUUCAUACAUAUCCAGAAGAGGAGUGUCUCUCUUUACAUUCCUCAGAUGAGAAGUGUGUUGCCCUGUUUUAUUAAGCAAUGCUGGAAAAAAUGAUCUUGGCAGUGCAAUAUAGGCUAGCACUCAAAUACGAGCACCUGUUUGUAGUCUCUCAUGCAGAAGAGAGGACGGUGUGAAUUUUGAAGCCUGGUUUAUAGUUUAAUUUGGUGUUUUUCAUAUAGCCAUUUUGCCUAGGCCUAAAGUAUAGUGUAUAUACAGUACCUGUCAAAAGUUUGGACACCUACUCAUUCCAGGGUCUUUCUUUAUUUUUACUAUUUCUACAUUGUAGAAUAAUAGUGAAGAUAUCAAAACUAUGAAAUAACACAUAUGGAAUCAUGUAGUAACCAAAAAAGUGUUAAAAAAUCCAAAUAUAUUUUAUAUUUGAGAUUCUUCAAAGUAGCCACCCUUUUUGCCUUUGACAGCUUUGCACACUCUUGGCAUUCUCUCAACCAGCUUCAUGAGGUAGUCACCUUGAAUGCAUUUCAAUUAACAGGUGUGCCUUUUUAAAAGUUAAUUUGUGGAAUUUCUUUCCUUCUUAAUGCGUUUGAGCCAAUCAGUUGUGUUGUGAGAAGGUAGGGUUGGUAUACAGAAGAUAGCCCUAUUUGGUAAAAGACCAUAGUGCAUAUUAUGGCAAGAACAGCUCAAAUAAGCAAAGAGAAACGACAGUCCAUCAUUACUUUAAGACAUGAAGGUCAGUCAAUACGGAAAAUGUCAAGAACUUUGAAAGUUUCUUCAUGUGCAGUCGCAAAAAACAUCAAACGCUAUGAUGAAACUGGCUCUCAUGAGGACCGCCACAGGAAAGGAAGACCCAGAGUUACCUCUGCUGCAGAGGAUAAGUUCAUUAGAGUUACCAGCCUCAGAAAUUGCAGCCCAAAUAAAUGUUUCACAGAGUUCAAGUAACAGACACAUCUCAACAUCAACUGUUCAGAGGAGAAUGUGUGAAUCAGGCCUUCAUGGUCGAAUUUCUGCAAAGAAACCACUACCAAGAAACACAAGCAAUGGACAUUAGACUGGUGGAAAUCUGUCCUUUGGUCUGAUGAGUCCAAAUUUGAGAUUUUUGGUUCCAACCGCCGUGUCUUUGUGAGACGCAGAGUAGGUGAACGGAUGAUCUCCGCAUGUGUGGUUCCCACUGUGAAGCAUGAAGGAGGAGAUGCGAUGGUGUGGGGGUGCUUUGCUGGUGACACUGUCUGUGAUUUUAUUUAGAAUUCAAGGCACACUUAACCAGCAUGGCUACCACAGCAUUCUGCAGCGAUACGGCAUCCCAUCUGGUUUGGGCUUAGUGGGACUAUCAUUUGUUUUUCAACAGGACAAUGACCCCACACACUUCCAGGCUGUGUAAGGGCUAUUUGACCAAUAAGGAGAGUGAUGGAGUGCUGCAUCAGAUGACCUGGCCUCCACAAUCACCUGACCUCAACCCAAUUGAGAUGGUUUGGGAUGAGUUGGACCGCAGAGUGAAGGAAAAGCAGCCAACAAGUGCUCAGCAUAUAUGGGAACUAUUUCAAGACUGUUGGAAAAGCAUUCCAGGUGAAGCUGGUUGAGAGAAUGCCAAGAGUGUGCAAAGCUGUCAUCAAGGCAAAGGGUGGCUACUUUGAAGAAUCUAAAAUAUAUUUUGAUUUGUUUAACACUUUUUGGGUUACUACAUGAUUCCAUAUGUGUUAUUUCAUAGUUUUGAUGACUUCACUAUUAUUCUACAAUGUAGAAAAUAGUAAAAAUAAAGAAAAACCCUUGAAUGAGUAGGUGUGUCCAAACUUUUGACUGGUACUGUAUGUGUGUGAUUCUGUACUCACAUAUCCAAAGUCAUGUGCCCCUCUCUGUGCUUCCCACAGUUGUGUCAAGUUGGCUGGAUGUCCUUUGGGUUGUGGACCAUUCUUGAUACACAUUGGAAACUGUUGAGCGUGAAAACCCAUCAGCGUUGCAGUUCUUGACACAUUCAAACUGCACCUACUACCAUACCCUGUUCAAAGGCACUUAAAUAUUUUGUCUUGCCCAUUCUCCCCCUGAAUGGCACACAUACACAAUCCAUGUCUCAAGGCUUAAAAAUCGUUCUUUAACUCAUCUACACUGAUUGAAUUGGAUUUAACAGUUGACAUCAAUAACGGAUUAUAGCUUUCACCUGGUCAGUCUGUUAUGGAAAGAGCAGGUGUUCUGUGUGUGUGUGUUAUGUUAUGCAGGAUGCACAGUAAUUCAUUCUAGCUAGGCCUACACCAAUGCUACGUAUCUGUAUAGGCCUACUGUUAUAUUAAGUAUGUGUCUUUUUAGACCUGUAGGGUAGGUAUGAAUAUAUGAAUGAUUUAUUUUCAGUCUAGCUAGUCUUCGGUUUACAACCAAAGAUACAAAAUUGAGGAGGAAAUUCCUAAUAAAGCCAUGAUGUCAGCCUUUGAUUUGUUUAAUGACAUUUUUUCCCAACUGGUUGGUUGACUUUGGCUAACAGUGAAGAAAACCUCAGCUUUUCUCCAUUCCUCCCUCCUAACUUUCACUGGCUAUUCCAUUAUUGAAGAUCUAGUUCUGCCUUCUUGAAUGAGUUUUUCUUUCAAUCUGAAGUGAGAUUUGUCAUUCACAGUGGAGCACCAUGCCCAAUGUUGAUACUAUUGCUGUACAUUGUACACCCUAAAUAAGCUACGGUUGUGUACUGUACUUGACUUAAUACAAAUGUCUGCUUGUGAUUGUGAUAUGAUCAGUUUGUCAUUGUUGUGGGCAGACCCUAAAUUACAUGAUUAUCUUUCUUCUCUGAGGUAAAAGGUAUUGAAUGACUAUCUAAAUUCUUGUGUUAUCGGUUUUGAUGAUUGUAGGAUACGUUAAAGCAAUAAGGCCAUUCUUAAUGUCCUGGGGCCAGCUGAAAGUGGGGUUUGUGAGUACUUGCGGACAAUGUGGAAGGAAUUUCCUCUUCUUUUCCAUGACAUAACAUCCCGUUACGCCUGUCUGCAAGCACAGUCAGGUUGAUCUGUUCAACUUUGCCAAACCACAUUUAUUGGAAUGUCAUUUUAUGUAUGUCUAUCAAUCAGCCAGACACAAUCAUAAAUGCUGCUGUCCACAUUUGCCUAGUCAAUCUACAGUGCAAUGUGUCUUUAGGCUACUUUGUAUCAAGUCUGCUGCAAUACUACAAUUGCUUUGAGAUCCAGUGAAAGGCAUAUUAAUGCAGUCGAUUACUGUUUGCUUAUUUCAUUAAGCGAUAUGAUUUCCCUUGUGAGUGCAGGACACAGUAAGCGGAAAUGCAGGACCAUACGUUCCAUGAAUAGUGACCAGGGCCUAGAUUCACAAAACCUUAAGAAGACAUUUCUUCUUAACUGCCAUUUUUUUCCUUAACUAUAAGCAAAGUUGCUAUUCCUCAAAAAGGUUAUUGGAAAUGUUAUUGCGCUAUUUCUUUUGUUUCUCCUUAAGCAAAAAGUUCAGAAGAAAUUUGAUUCUUGAAAAUAAAGUUAUUGGAUUUGUUCUUAAUUCCAAGAUAGCUAAACCCUUGUCCUAAACUCUGGGCAGUGCGAGAAUAAGCUCAUGAAAGCAAUUGAACAUGUUUAAUUCACUCACAAACUUCAUCUGAAAGUUUCAGUAUUGAUUAUUUUAAACCCAAGAACAUGUUUUAGAACAGUAAUUCCAGUACGAAGUAUGCUAACAUGAUUGCCAUUGCUAGCUAGAUAGCUAGCUAAAUUGGUUGCCUAGCAACACACAUCUUAAGAAGAUUCAUAAGAUAUUUGAGAAGUUCGUAAAAAAAAUCAUUAAAUCUUAAGAUAUUGUUGAGGAAUUGCUCUUAUGAACUAUCUUAUGAACUUAUUUAUUUUCUUACAAAUUUUCUUACGUUUUUGUAUAAGAAGUGUUUUGUGAAUCUGGGCCCUGGUCUUAGUUUGCAAAUGUAGGCUAGUUUAGACAGCUAUUCCGUUUCUAUUAGGCCUAUUGAAGUUUCUCCUUCGCAAGCCUUUUUACUCUGGUCUUUUACUGCUUUCCUUCUACUUUGCCCCUCCCCUUAUAGGCUACUUAUCUCUUCAGGAACAGUUUGUUCCAUCACAACUGACACUGCUACCCAUGACUCCCCUUCCCUUGCCCUCAUGGUACUCACACUGCAUGCUCCAGGAUUCUUUCUCUGCCUGCCAGCUGACAGGGCAGGCUCCACAUCCUUUCUUCCAUAACCUCCAUCCGAACAGUCUGACGCAAGAAAUGCCCCUCUCCCAUUGAUAAAAAUAAAUAUUGUGUAGUCUACAUGGUUACAUCUACAGGUAUUUAUGUCCAUCCACAUUGAUUAGGGCCAGGUUUUUACAAAUAAUUAAUUUGCUAUUUUGCACCUGCGCAAAGUUUUUUCCCCCCAUCCUUUUCAGAAGGCUCAAUGUCUCAUUCGUAGUGUCAACCUUUAAUUUCAUCCUUUUUGUUGUUCCGGGUGUUUUAUCCCCUCAGGGAAAAAACAGGUGCAGACAUUGCUGUGGUGCUAAAGGUUAUGGAGUAUAGCCUGGUGUCUGCAGUGUCUAGAGUUAGGCAGCCUAUCCCACAGUCAUGUUGUUUAUAUGCUUGCUGUUUGUUUUUACACCCUGUGUAUUAGGUCCUUAGAGUCUGCCUUAAUUGAGGUGUUCAUGCCUCCCUCCCGCUCCCUUUAUGUCAGUGGAGUUAUUUUGGGCCCAGCUCAGAUGCUUCCUGGGGGAUUUGGCCUGUUUCUUAUCGAAGGCUGUGGAAACUAAGGCUCAAAAAAAUGUCUGGCUCAAAAAAAAUGUCCUCAGCGUUAACCUGUUAAUUAUCUCUGUUUACUUCAGGCUUAUGCAAAGUUUGCAGGCGCACCCCUCAAACUUCACAAGAUCGGCAACCCCUGGAGAAGUCCCACUGGUAAGAUGUCUUGUCUUUCCUUUUUAGGUCCUUUUGUAUUUUUUUGUCUCAACUUGAAACAUGGCUGCAUUCAUUUACUUCAGAACUAGGCAUAUUCUCCUAUAAUCAAAGGGAACACAGGGAGACAUGGAUUGGAAGGAAAAUGUGCUCUCUAUAAAAUGGGCAGAAAAUAGCUGUAGUUAUAUAACAUCCCUUUCUUUUCACUUUGUUCUUGUUUUUAUUCCUCUCUUUUACUAUAUUAUUUCUCCAUCUGUAUAGUAUGCUUUUCUUGAUUCUUACUUUCCAGACUUAAUGUCUUCCUUCUCUUCACCAAUGGCUCUCACCUCUGUCUUCUCUCUCUAUCCCACUCUCCUGUUCUCUCUCCAUCGGUCUGUAAUGGUCAAAUUAACAGUGGCUGUUAAUGAGUGGUGUUGUGAGAUGCCUGUCUUUAUGAUGCGUUUUCCCUUUGCUAGGCUCCCUGCCUGCCCUGAAGACCAGCGAGAAUGGGAACCUCUCUCGGCCCAGUGACAUCAUCAUCCACCUCAGGAAACAGGUGACAGAGAGACCGCCUGCUCAUGUACAGCACAGUCCUUUGCUUUGUCUGAAAGAGCUGCUCCAUGCUCUGUUCCACACUUGCUUAAAGUGAAUUAUGGCCCCUGAACUCAACUACUGGUGGAUUCUCUUGUCACAACAGUUUCUAUGACCCAAUUUCCCAUUGAGAAAAGCAAUGUUUCCUAUGAUAUUUCCUCCCAUCCCCCAAGCUCAAUUAAAUGCACACUUCAGCUUAUGCCCAGAUGGAACCCAUUAGCCAAGAUACUAACUGCCCCCUGACUGUGGUAGGUGGGUUGUGAGCUACUGCAGUAGGGAUGUUAGAAACCACAAUGCAAAGCAGAUUGAUAAGUGCUGUGGUGGUGGCAAUGUGAGCGACCAGGGGGGAAAGCCUGGUGAGAUCAUCCCAAAGGACUAGACAGUAAAGGGGUAAGGAUGGUGGGGUUUCCAGACAACCCUCCCAAAGUCAGUCCAAAACUGCUUAUUUUACUCUCCGGAGGGAGGGAGAGAGGGAGAGAGAACCUCUCUUAGAUUUCCAGUCAUGUUGAGUUCUUCUUGACCCUAGCAUGCACCAUUUCAGACUGACUGCCCUGCGGUCAUGAGGUUAGAUGGCAAGCACUUGACCCAGAACACCUAGACUGCCAGGAGUCCCAUAAAGGCCUCCACUUAGAGGUAGCUUUUCCGUUUUUUGAAUGGGUUUCUGGAGAACAUGGAAAGUGCUAAUGGUGUAAUCGGGCCAAGGCUGCUCAUGGUAUUGUUCCAGAAGGGCUUUAAAAACUACUUAGAAUACCUAACGACAGCGAGACUGGUUUAAAAUAUUGUGGUCCUUGAAUCCUGUCGGUGAUGUUCGUGAAAGGUGAUGAAAUGCCUGAAGUGUGUUGUGAUAUGAUCCUAUCUUUCAGAAAUACAAUGCUGACUUCGACCUGUCUGCCAAAGAGGGCGCAGACACUCUGGCCUUCAUCUCACUCCUGGAGGAAAAACUGAUGCCAGCUCUGGUGAGGAUCACUCAAUUACUCAGAGAGAACAAGACAGACAGGGAGGGGGCUGAAGGGAGGGAGAGAGAGAGUGUGUGUGUGUGGAGAGAAUGAGUGAGGAGGUUGUAGAAGACAUUUCUGCAAGAAUGAGAUGACGUGGAAGAUGUCACUAGUUGUGCACUAGUGACUGGGUGGUGCCACAUCACUCUGAUUAUCGCAAAAUGUUAUUCUAAUUUGCUUAAUUUAUUUGAUUUUGUCACAUAACCGCUUACUGCGUUUUUGUCCUACUUAAUCUCGCUUCUCUCUGUCUCACUAGAAAGAUUGUAGUUAAUUAUACCUGGUGCCAUUGUGUCCUAUAAAGAAAUACCUCAAACAUUGUUUCCUGUGCCAGCAGGACAGUGUCAACAUGGAACAACAUGUGGCUUCCUGCAGCACUUUGAAGUGGGAUAAACAGCCACUGUGCUCUCAAGCAUUGUACAUCAAUGCCAAAAUGUGUUGCUCAACUGCUGUAUUUUGUGUCUGUUUGAAAUCAUCUGAAUAUCCUAAGGAUUCUAAUUCAUAGUAAAUACUAUGUCAUUACCUCCAGCUUGUAGAAGUCCUUUUGCAUCUCUUUCACACUUUGGUGCUUCUCUCUCUUUCUGGUCUAGGUCUAUACUCGGUGGAUUGACCCUAAGAACUAUGUGGAGGUGACUCGGCGCUGGCACGCGGAGCAUGCCCCAUUCCCCCUGAACUUCUUCCUGCCAGGCAGCAUGCAGCGCCAGCAGCUGGGGAGGCUGAGGCUGGUCAGGGGAGACGAAGAGUUGACAGCAGGGGAGGAGGUGGAGAAGGAGGUGAGUGGAGGGGGAGAAGGAGGAGGUAGGGUAGGUACACCCAAAGGCAACUAUUGUUUUAAUAGUCUUUCCAAUCUUUCCAAAUAACAUUUUAUUAUGGGGCCCUUUGCAACCAGUCUAGUGGGGGAGGGGAUACUGUAUUGGUACCAUAUAAUUUAUAUUGUUUAUAGCUAAACUUCGUAACGCUUUGAUGAUUUUAAAAAAUUGGUAUGAAGGAAAAUCUUAUAAUUGGAUUUAAUUAACUGGAAAUGCCUACAUAUAUUGUUGACAAAGCAUUUUUGUUUACGUUGACUGAGGACCAGAGACCACUGUUUUUUUGUGUGUUUUUUUAUCACUCUGCAAAAAUACCAAAAUAUGUGGUUGGCGCUCAUGCAGUCAUGCACUGAGGAAGGAAUCCAUGCUGAAACGCCUGUGCACAGUAAAAACCAAUAAACAAUUUUCUAAAUGAGUGCCAACCGCAUGUUUUGGUUUGGAGUUCUGUCCAGUUCGGUCUUGUACAACAUGCAUUUAAAUAUACCACCGCCGUUAGCAAGUUAGACUACUACUUUUCAUUAAAAACACCUAGAAAUGGCCAUAGAAUUCCAGGUGUGUGAAUUGGGAUAGGUUAUAUAAAAUAAAAUAAAUUGUGAAUAGUGCCAUUGGGGGUUUUACGCUGUGAGGAAACCAUGUGUUGAGAGAGGUGUGAACAUUGGACAUGCCUCCAUAGCUGAGCUGACGCAUGCUUCAGUCAUUGUUGCUCCCUGUGAUGAUGUAAUUGUUUAUAGGGUUGCCAUGGGAACUCAACUUGUUUCCCAAAGGUUGGUCCAGGGCAGAGCCAUAUCUAAAUCCACGGCUCUGGUCUAGGGUACCUUUUUUCAGUCUUCAGUCUGUAAUGGUUAAAGACCUGAAUAUGGAUGGGGAAAGCUGACUCUAGACCAGUGUUUUGGAAUAGCCUCUUGCAGAAAUUCAUUAAGGAAUAUAUCAUAACUCGAAAUGGUGGAAAUGUGAGAAUUUGGCCUGAGGUCAGUUUACAGUCUGUCAACACCUUUCUCUCUCCAGCUGUACCGCGAUGCUAUGGAGUGUAUGGACCUUCUCUCUCAGAGGCUGGGCUCAAACAAGUUCUUCUUUGGAGACUCGUAAGUCCACACAGAGAGGUUCUACCUCAAGACAUUCAACUGGGAAUUCAGCACCUCAACUUAAUUCACUUGCAUGGCAUCCAUAUGUAUCUCUAACUACAUGACGCUGUUCCCUCCAGACCUUCAUCUCUGGACGCCUUUGUCUUUGGCUACUUGGUGCCCAUCCUGAAGAUGAAACUGCCCAAUGGAAGACUCCAGCAGCACCUCAAGUCACUGGACAACCUGAGCCACUUCUGCUCCAACAUCCUGGGGCUCUACUUCCCCAGCGAGGGACGAGGUGUGGGAACACAUAACAUACUGUACAUGCAGUAUGAUAAUAUCUCAAAUCUAUUAAAUAACUUGCUAAUGUUGUUAACUUUUUAAUUCCAUGUCUCACACUUUUAUCUUUUGUGUAGAUGGUUUCAGUCGUAAGGUGUCCUCCCAGCCUGAAGGGGGUGACGCUGACAACGAGCCUGGUAAGAGGCGCAAGCAACUGCUGUCGGUCCUGGUGGCCCUGGGCGCCAUGUUGAGCUACGCCCUCCUCACCGGCAUUGUGGCGAUUCAACACGUCCAGCAGGAGACGCUAGACCACCGUCCCCCAGGCCUCAGGUCACUCUCCUCCCACGAGGAAGAGGAGGAGGAUGAGGGCUGAGGAUGGGGAGGAGGAGACGGCCGUAAUUCAAAACUGAUCUUCUGCCUCUAUUCCUAAUUCUUCGUUGACACUCCCUCAGAAGUCUGGAAUGACUGGAUAGGUGUUAACCAAUAUGGCAGAAACUCCAGUUAACCUUAUAGGCUAGGUGGAACGUUUACUCUACUGCUGAUGCCUCAACAAUCCCUUCAGAUCCUGGAGGAGGAGUCAACACGAAGAAGGGGCAAGGGGUUGGUGUUUGAUUGGGCCAAAGCCAUAGAGUACGAUGAAGAGGAGGAGGAGCAUUGUGGAAAUAUACAUUAAGAUGCUUCAACGAUGCACCAAGAGUGCGCCGAUGUCUUACUUGGAGAAGAAUGUUUGGACGUUUUCUCUGCUUCUCUGAUCCAAAUCAUGCCAUUGCUUUUCUCAAUUUCCUGUUGCUUUAUCUUAUUCAAAUGAUUAUACUUUAGUAUGUAAGUUGUAUUAUUGAGGGAACAAAUCCCAGAUAGCAUUUGUGAAAUUGGAAUUGUUACUGGAUUGUUAGUAGCAUUAGCACAUUCUUUCUGAACACUUGCCAAAAUAACCACCAUCUACACCACAGUAGACAGUGUGUGAGGUCUCUAGAUGUUUAGAAAUAAUAAUAAUUUCAACAGAGCACUUGAACAUAAGGCUGAGAACUGUUUUAUAAUUUUUCACCUACCAUGAAUUUGAGUGCCAGGCCUGCAAUUUGGGGCAUUUAAAUGUUUCAGGACCGCUUCAAAAUAUUGUGGAAAUUGCCCUCCCCAGGGAAGUUCAAUAAAUCACUUUAAUGUUCCAAUACAUCUGCUCGCUGUGUAAAGGCUUCCCCUGCUUUAGGAUGAUAGUUGAUCUCUUCAGCCAUACGGGGUUACAUUAUUGUCUAAUUCAGAGUUGCAAGAAGCUCAUUGACUUUGUAUUUUUCAAUUUCUUAAAGGUAGCCUGUUGGAGAGUAAAAUAAUUUAUGGUAUGUACAUUUGUAAUGCAAUUGUUAGUGGAGUUAAACUUAUUCAAUCUUGUUUUGAGGGCAGAACUAAUGUUACACACAGGUUGCCAUACACCUUAACCCUAAACUUAAUCCAACCCCUGAACCUGCCUAACCUUAACCAAUUGGGAUUACUUGCCUAAAUUUAACCAAACACAUUUGUUUCUGCCCUCGAGGCAAAGCUGCCCUCAGAACCAGAUACAAUAAAUAUAUGCCAAAAUGAGGAUGUGGGCUAUAAAGAUGAGGAUGGUCCCAUAUUGAGGGGGGAACACCUGUAGCGUGAAUAAAUAGCAUACAUUUUUUAUAGUGUGAA